Messenger RNA from Oryzias melastigma (Indian medaka), 2755 nucleotides. It is a transcript of the gene itk, whose product is annotated as IL2 inducible T cell kinase. The record is from RefSeq and is a predicted model, not a curated record. The transcript is spliced from 17 exons. Gene Ontology annotation, molecular function: protein binding; non-membrane spanning protein tyrosine kinase activity; ATP binding. Gene Ontology annotation, biological process: peptidyl-tyrosine autophosphorylation; intracellular signal transduction; NK T cell differentiation. NCBI's taxonomy places the organism in Eukaryota, Metazoa, Chordata, Actinopteri, Beloniformes, Adrianichthyidae. Bases 130 to 2061 code for a protein of 643 amino acids.
ACAUAGGGUUUUUUGCCACAUUAGUGAGAUCGUGUGCAACAUGUGUGUACUUGUGCUUAAAUUUGUUGCCGCUAGGAUGUGGUUUACUGCAUGCAACUAACCCACGCCGGAAAUUCUUCGGCAUUUUAAAUGUUUGCAUUCUCACCUUUUUUUCUCCUCCUGUCAGUCAGAGAGGGUCUCAGUCUGUCACCACCAGCAGUUGUGUUGUUCUCAUCUGUUAACAUGUUUCCCAGGGUGAUUUUGAAGGGAACCAUGAUCAAAAAGUCUCAGCAAAAGAAGAGAACGUCACCGUGUAAUUACAAAGAGAGGUUUUUUGUUUUGGAUACGCAGGAGUUAAAGUAUUCAGAACGCCGUUCAGGGAAAAAGCCCAUGCUGAAAGGCUGCAUUCACCUGUCCAAAAUUAAGUGUGUGGAAAUAGUGUGUAGUGACAUCCCCAUACCAUGCCAAUACAAGUACCCUUUUCAGGUUUUUCAUGACAACUAUUACCUCUACAUUUUUGCUCCGGACAAUGACUGCCGUAUGAGAUGGGUUAAAGCCCUCAAGGAAGAGACAAAAUAUAACAAUUUGGUAGCCAAAUACCACACCAAUUUCUGGAUGGCUGGAAAAUGGAGAUGCUGCCUGCAAACUGACAAACUGGCAGCAGGUUGUCAUGUGUAUGAUCCAGUGGGUUGUGUCACUAAGAAGCCACUUCCACAACUCCCAGAUCCAGAGAUGUCAUUGCAAUCUUCAGAACAGCAGUUGGUCGUAGCUUUGCAAGAUUACGUGCCGAUGGGAGACGACGAUUUGCCCCUCCAGAAAGAUCAGGAGUACCUGCUGAUCAACAGCUCCCACGCUGAUUGGUGGGCUGUGCAGGACGACAUGGGUAAAACUGGUUUUGUGCCCAGUACGUACGUUGCUGAAAAAUGUGGUAACAACUUUGAGAGAUUUCAAUGGUACAACAAGCACAUUAACAGAGCGGAGGCAGAAGACUUGUUAAUGAAAAAGGGAAAGGAAGGAGCAUUCAUGGUGCGUGACUCAAGACAAGCAGGAGUCUACACGGUGUCUGUUUACACCAAAGCGCCAGGAUCAAAAGGGGAAAAGAAUCCCAGAGUGAAACAUUAUCAGAUAAGGCAGGAGGAAGGAGGACAGUUCUACUUGGCUGAAAAGUAUCUGUUCAACACCAUUCCUGAGCUCAUCCGCUAUCACCAACACAAUGCCGCUGGUCUGAUAACGCGGCUUAGAUACCCCGUUUUGCCGGAUGGAUGCUGUUUCCAGGAAGCUGCUGAAGAUCAGUGGGACAUCCUCCCGGAGGAGCUGAUCCUGGGGGAAGAGAUAGGCAGUGGGCAGUUUGGGCUCGUACUGGAGGGGAGGUGGCGGGAGAAGAAGGUGGCGGUGAAGAUGGUGCGAGAAGACUGCAUGACUGAUGACGAGUUCAAAGAGGAGGCAAAAGUUAUGAUGAAGCUGUCUCACUGUAAACUGGUGCAGCUGUUUGGAGUGUGUGCACAGCGCUCUCCCAUGUGUCUGGUGUUUGAGUUCAUGGAGAAAGGAUGUCUGUCCGAUUACCUGCGGGAGAAGAAAGGCCAGCUGUCUCAGGAAACGCUGCUGGGAAUGUGUCUGGAUGUCAGCGAAGGGAUGGCUUAUCUUGAAAGCUCCAACUUUAUACACAGGGAUCUGGCAGCUCGGAAUUGCCUCAUCUCGAAGAACAAUGAGGUAAAAGUGUCAGACUUUGGCAUGACCAGGUACGUUCUUGAUGAUCAGUACACAAGCUCCCUGUGCUCCAAGUUCCCUGUGAAGUGGUCGGCUCCAGAGGUGAUCAAAUACUCCAAGUUCAGCAGCAAGUCUGACGUCUGGUCAUUUGGUGUGCUCAUGUGGGAGGUGUACAACGAGGGCCGUCUCCCGUACGAGAACCGCUCAAACUCAGAAGUCGUGGAGUCGCUGAACGUGGGACUGAGGCUCCUAAAACCACGCCUGGCCUCAGACGCCGUCUACAUGCUGAUGGACUGGUGCUGGAAGGAGAAACCAGACGACCGGCCGUCUUUUGCUCUCCUCCUGCAUGAACUGUCCGAGCUCUCUGGCCUGUGAACUAAUGCGAGUUUUCACUCUUGACUCACCUCACUGUUCUCUUUAUUUAUUUAUUUAUUGUUCCUUUGUUGCACUGCCAGGCUUCUGUCAACGUGUGUAUAAGGGUUUACUAAAUGUGUGGAUUUUGCACUUUACUCGUUUCAUUAUGCUGUAAUAUGAUCACAAAGCUACUGUAUAUAUUCUAGAAUAUCAACAUAUUUCAGUUACAGUUUUACUUUAUUUGUUAAUUUGAUUGUUUCUCCUCCUUACCAACGUUAAAAUUAAUUUUCUAAACAUGGAUGGUAAUAGAACUUUAGCAGGUGAGGUGACGGUUUGCCCUGGAAAGGAGAUGUGUGUGACUGAGAGGAGCCACGUUUUUUGAUUAAAAAAAAAAAAAAAAAGGUAAAACACAACCUGAGCUGCUAUUUGUCUUGUCGCGUCAGUUCACCACAACCCCGACAGCUUGUGGCUUAUCUCUUCUGAAUACGUGAUCUAGAAGUAAAAAUUUUACAUGAAGAACACAGAAAGGAAGUGUUCACUUCACCAGAGAACAGUCACUUGUAAUAGUUGUGAUUUGGUUUAACCUUUGUUGAGAUCAAUGAUGUGCAAAUAUAAAGUUUAAAUUUUAAAGCGUACAAAGGAAAAACGAUGAAAAUACAGGUGCAGGUUCUUAUCUACAAUCCGGUGAGAGCAUAAAGGGAAAAAGUGAAACUGA